AUGCCGAAGAAAAGGAACCAUAUCAAGUCUUUCAAGCCAAAUUUAACGGCCUCUCCGGCUGCGUCAACGUCGACGAAUAACGCUGCAGACAAGCCCUCCCGAAGCGUCAAUGAAUUGCUAGCAAACUUGCGUCGUACCUCGAUUAGCCCCUCCGCUGCCUCUCAGUCAGCCCUGCCUACGAACGCUCCAAGUGUACCCCCGGCCAUCAGGGAAAUCCUCCAGAUCCCAGACACACCGGCCCCCGCUCCUCGUCGUGUUGUCCGUCACAGAUUCGAUGGCAAUGGUAGGAGACUCCCCGCUGGCCCUCCUCCACCCAGGAGUUGGCUCUCCCGCAGCUCUACGGAUGGCGCUGGUGAGGCCUCCUCCUUGAGCCAGUCGCGCUUGAAUCAAAGAGGAUUGGAAGAUACUAGUCUACCGGGAACGUAUCUCCCGGCGCGUGGAAGUCUGAUAGACAUCGUGCUGCAGAAACUCGCAUAUGACUGGGCUUUCCACCGAGUGUAUAAUCAGUACCAUCUGUACUUUGUGCCCAACCAUUUGAAGGCAGCUUUGAUCCGCUAUGUUGGAAUCGCUAGUGAGGAUGGGCUGUCGUUGAAUGAUCUCAAAGUUAUUCUACUGCCACCGCCAGAUACUUUUGAAGAUGAUGAGCUCAGUAGCUUAACGACUUCAAAUCUUGAGGUCAACUACCUUGAUCUUUCGGGCUCCGCGUGCCGGUCGAUCAAGCUAAAAGACAUCAGUGACAUGCUUUUCUCCGCCAGGGAUGAGGAACCAACGACAGAACUACAGGAAUCAUGGGAUGCCUCCGAGAGUAUUCCUAGCCCUCCCCGAACUUUGCUGCCCAACCUCACCCACCUCUCACUCGCCUUGCAUCCAAGCCACUCCUCGUCGGCAUCUUGGAAACAGCUUCUUUCCCUGUCUUCCAAACUUAGCACGCUCACACAUCUGAGCUUAGCAUACUGGCCCGAGCCGUGCUUGACACCACGGUCUCGGCUCGCUACUGUUUCUUCUCCACAGGGGCAUCGUUUUCCUUACGGCGGGACGAACCUCUACUCACACUCGCUUGAUCACGACUGGAGUGAGGCCUUGCUUGUCUUGCGCAUGCUGAGUAAGAAUCUCUACGCGCUCGAGUUUCUUGACGUCACGGGUUGUAGCCCUUGGUUUCAUGCGUUGAUGGCAGAAACUGGCCAUGACUUUGUCAACUGGGCCGAUCACUGGGGCAAGAUAACCGAGCUUCGGCUCUUCACAGGGUGGUCUCCCGGACCCGAAGCGCUUCCGUCUGAGAAAGCGAGCCAUGUCGAAGCUGUUCGGACGGCGAAGAAUGUCGAAAGACACAUUAGGAUGAUGAGAGCGGGCAAAGGAAGAUUUAUUGUUGUAGAGCGCGACAGCAUAGACGACAUUUAG
Molecule: messenger RNA, 1398 nt
Organism: Fusarium sp. VM40
Lineage: Eukaryota; Fungi; Ascomycota; Sordariomycetes; Hypocreales; Nectriaceae
Source: the annotation of a GenBank genome assembly